Molecule: messenger RNA, 681 nt
Organism: Lotus japonicus
Lineage: Eukaryota; Viridiplantae; Streptophyta; Magnoliopsida; Fabales; Fabaceae
Exons: 1
Coding region: 1-681 (226 amino acids)
Biological process (GO): nucleobase-containing compound metabolic process
Cellular component (GO): nucleus; cytoplasm
Molecular function (GO): nucleic acid binding; 3'-5' exonuclease activity
Source: RefSeq, a predicted model, not a curated record
AUGACCGCCACCACAAUUCGCUGCACUCGCCGCCGUUCCAACCAUGAAAACCACACCAUCGGCUUCGACGGAAACAACAAAGUAACCGUCACCGUAACCGCUAACUGCUCCGUCGUCCGGAGGUGGCUGAAAUCCAUGCUCUACUUUCACAACCACUACUUCCUCCGUGAACGCCUCGUCGUCGGCCUCGGCGUCCAGUGGAGUGCUCCGUCUCCAGACCGCCCAAAUCCUCCGGCGGACACCUUGCAGCUCUGCAUCGGCCGCCGCUGCCUGAUCAUCCAACUCUCUCGCGCCGAACGCGUGCCUCAGAUCCUCCGUCAGUUCCUCAAAGAUCCUACCAUAACCUUCGUCGGAUUCUACAACCACAGGGAUCAGAAGAAGCUCAAGGCCUCUCGGCAUCAGUUAGAGAUGUGCUGGAAACCUGAGGAUCUCAAGAUCCAUGCAGGAACGUUGCAUCCAGAUCUGGUGAAUGCUCCGGUGAAGGAGAUCGUGAUGAGUUUCCUCCGGUGCAAUGUGAAUCCGAGAAGAGAGGUUAGCAUGAGUGAUUGGAACCGUGAAGAGCUUACCAAAGAUCAACUGGUUUAUGCGUGUGUCGAUGCUUACUGUGCUUUCCGUAUCGGAAAAAAUCUUAAGGUUUGGGAGUGCAAUUACAAUUGGAUUUCAAAAUUUCUUGAGUUUUGA